AUUGAAAGAUGUUAAUGUAAGUAUUAGCAAAAAUUCCAGCAGAGAUGAAUAAAACAUUGGAUGAGAACUUUAAAAUAAUAAAGGAAGAAUGUAAAAAUGAAAUAUGCAAUUAGAUGAUAAAUAGUUUAUUAGAUUAAGUAAUUUUGAAUGAUAAUAUUUAGAAACAAGCACCUCAUAUUCGAUUAUAGUUUUUAUACAAUAUUCGUUAAUUAGAUUAGUAUAUAAGCUUAUCUGAUUUAUGCAUAAACUAAUUAGAGAAGAACAUAAGUAAUAAUGUCAAAUAUGUAUUCAAAUUACAUUAUGAUAGAGUAUGGUUAAUCACUUGAGCAAAUACUGAAAUAAACAGAUUUAUUGAAGAGUAAUUAGAUUGAGUAUUCUUGUGAAUUUAUGAGGCCUAUUCCAGCUAUAAUUGAUAAUUAAUAUUUGGAUAAUUUUUAAUUGGAUUUGAUUCAUUAAACAAUAUGGGAUUACAAUAUAUCUCCUUUGAUGAGAUUUCGUAAUCUAUUGGGAUUGGCAUAAAGUACAAAACUGUAAUAAGGAGAUCACCAAAUGAUUUUGAAUUUAUUUAAACCAGAAUAUAAGAUUGAUGCAAUUCAAUUUAGAUUGUUAGUUGAAUCAAAUCCAUCAUUAGUAAGUGAUAUAAUAAUAAAAUUGAAUAAAUUAGGAGUCAAUGCUCAUGAGUAUAAUUCAAUAUAAUUAAUUAGAUAUUUGGAUUAUUUAAUAUAGAUAAAAAUUAGUAUUCAGACUUUAGAAUUAGUGAAUUAAUUAUCAAAAAACAUGAGUUUACCAGAUCAAUUUCUAAAUAUGUUUAUUACUAAAUGCAUAGUAAAUUGUGAAGAAUUUAAGAUUGUAAGUUUAAUAAUGACUUAUUUAGAAUUAACCAUAACAAUUGGCUAGACAAGUUAGAUUAGUAUCAGUUUUCAUUAGAACUUUGAUUAAAUAGAAGGCAUUUGAUCCUAAGAAGAUUUAUGUAGAAUUACAAGGGUUUUGCUUGGAAUUUUCAUCUAUUCUAGAAGCUACUCAAUUAUUUAAAACUAUAAAGAAUGCAGUACAAGAAUAAUGAG
This is a messenger RNA of Paramecium sonneborni, 1064 nucleotides long. The record is from the annotation of a GenBank genome assembly. NCBI's taxonomy places the organism in Eukaryota, Ciliophora, Oligohymenophorea, Peniculida, Parameciidae.